AAAGAACUUGUCUUGAAGCGGCACGUAUCACACAGAAGCCAUACCUACGAGACUCAAUCGAGCUUCUUUCUCUUCCUGCAAAUUCAAAAUCCAAUCCCAAUCUUUUUCUUUGGCUUCGUUUUCUUCAUUUCAAAUUGACCUCGCUCUUAGUUUCGCUUAGAUCCCAAAUCCUACCUCGCAAUUUUUCUGCUUUUUCCCAUUACGAGGAAAGAAGCCAACUCACGACCGAUCCAAUGCCGCUUUGAAUCGCGUGCCGUUUUCCUUCGUUGGGAACAUCUUAUUGCUUUUGAAUUCAAAUCUUGGGGCAGCUGGGUCGAUGAGUAACAUGCCACACUGUUUCUGAAACACAAAGGUCGUUUUUGUUGCCUUUGGAGCUGCACGGUGUUUGAAGAGAAAGGGAGAGAAGGGGUAGUGAAUGGGAAUGGGUUCAAAAAUGGAAGGACCGUCUACCCCAGCCAAUCGACGUGACCCAUACGAGGUAUUGUCCGUGUCAAGGGAUUCAACCGAUCAAGAAAUUAAAACGGCGUACAGAAAGCUUGCUCUUAAGUAUCACCCUGACAAAAAUGCCAGCAAUCCUGAAGCUUCGGAGCUAUUUAAAGAGGUUGCAUAUUCUUAUAGUAUCUUGUCUGACCCAGAAAAGAGAAGGCAGUAUGACAGUGCUGGAUUUGAGGCACUUGAUGCUGAUAGCAUGGACAUGGAGAUUGAUUUGUCUAAUCUUGGGACAGUGAACACAAUGUUUGCAGCUUUAUUCAGUAAACUGGGCGUCCCUAUCAAGACAACCAUUUCAGCUAAUGUUCUGGAAGAAGCUCUUAACGGAACUGUUACAGUUAGACCCCUUCCAAUUGGAACAUCAGUUAGUGGAAAGGUAGAGAAGCAAUGUGCUCAUUUUUUUGGUGUCACAAUAAACGAACAACAAGCUGAGUCAGGCAUUGUAAUCAGAGUUACUUCAACAGCACAAAGCAAAUUCAAAUUGCUCUACUUUGAACAAGACGUGAAUGGAGGCUAUGGUCUGGCAUUGCAGGAAGAUAGUGAGAAGACUGGCAAGGUGACAUCUGCAGGAAUGUAUUUCUUACAUUUUCAAGUGUAUAGAAUGGAUUCAACAGUGAAUGCGUUAGCGAUGGCCAAGGAUCCUGAAGGGGCCUUCUUUAAAAGGUUGGAAGGUCUUCAGCCUUGUGAAGUCUCAGAACUAAAGGCUGGCACUCAUAUAUUUGCGGUUUAUGGUGAUAACUUCUUUAAGACUGCUAGCUAUACUAUUGAGGCAGUAUGUGCAAAAUCGUAUGAAGAUACCACCCAAAAACUGAAGGAUGUUGAAGCUCAGAUUUUAAGAAAGAGGAAUGAGCUACGCCAAUUUGAAGCAGAAUAUAGAAAGGCAUUGGCACGCUAUCAGGAAGUGACAGACAGAUACACAAAAGAAAAACAAUCUGUAGACGAGCUUCUGAAACAAAGGGAUGGUAUCCAUUCUUCCUUCACCAUUGUGAAGUCAACCAAUAUUACUGGAAAUGGUAGUAAUUUUAGCAAUGGAAGUUCUAGCAAAAUGACUGGUGAAGAGAGCCCUGGUGAAGAUGGAGGGUCAGAUGGGAAGGACAAGUCAGGCAAAAAGAAAUGGUUUAACUUGAAUAUUAGGGGUUCUGAUAAGAGGUUGGGUUAAUAUUUUAGUUAGUAACCAUGGUUUUGCUUCUCUGUCAGUCAGCUUGGGUUGCAGUUGCAGUUGCAGUUUAUGUCUGGAAUAUUUUUCAUUUGCUUGGUUCCGACAAGUUGGUUAAUCAGUUCAUUGGUAUGUGAUGCAUUCGAAGGUAUACAGUAUAUGUUUUACUGUUUCCUAUAUUUUUGCACUCCUACAAACAAACAGGAUCCACAGCAUCCAAUUUCCUUGUAGAAUCCUAUCAUCAACGCUUAUAAUUUUGAUAUUGUUAUUUGUAAUGAUAAUUCAUUCUUGUAA
Molecule: messenger RNA, 1939 nt
Organism: Vigna angularis (adzuki bean)
Lineage: Eukaryota; Viridiplantae; Streptophyta; Magnoliopsida; Fabales; Fabaceae
Product: chaperone protein dnaJ 15
Exons: 11
Coding region: 416-1648 (410 amino acids)
Source: RefSeq, a predicted model, not a curated record